CCAGAUUUAAGAUUGCAGAUCGAUUUGGGCUUCACCGUCCACCACAACAACGCGGUGCAGGCGAUGUACAUUGUUAGUAACUCAUUUCCGAUAAAAACCAAACGACUGGGUUUAGAGCCUCGAGGCAAAUCGAUACAACAACAACGUAACCUUGAGAAAUAUCGAAAUAUGAGAACACCUUUUUUACGCUCUCAAAAUCUUGAGCAAACUCCUUCGUGUAGACACCGCGAUCUCACUUUCAAAAUGCAACUUUCUGCGGAAGAGUUAUCAAAAAAUCACUCAGGAGUAACUACAGUGUUUGGUCCUACAGAAAUAUUGAAGAUACUUCCCCAUCGAUUCCCAUUCUUGUUGGUCGAUCGUGUGAUAGAGUUUGAAGCUGGCAAAAGAGCAGUAGGUCUGAAGAACGUUACUUUUAACGAACCUCAGUUUAUCGGUCAUUUUCCUGAAAAACCUAUUUUUCCUGGAGUUUAUAUGCUCGAGGCUUUGGCACAGUUGGGUGGCAUAGUGAUGCUUCAACCGCCUAUAUCCGAUAGUUAUCGUGACUUCUAUUUUGCAGGUCCGCGUGUUACUCAGGUUCGUUUUCGGAAGCCGGUCGUUCCUGGUGAUACUUUAGUGAUGCAAAUGGAAGUACUUUCUGUUCGACAACAGUUGGGAAUUGGCAAAAUGAGUGGCAAAGCAUAUGUGGAUGGAAAAUUGGCUGUAGAGGGAGAAUUUACCUUUUCAGUACAGUCUUGAAAGAUCCUUUGGAGAACACAGGAUCAUCCAGAUAGAAGUGAAGAAAAAUAUUUUACAAGAAAAAUAAAAAAAAUUUGUUAUUUCGAAAAUGAAUAGUUUGAUACUAUG
This is a messenger RNA of Galdieria sulphuraria, 843 nucleotides long. Its product is annotated as 3R-hydroxymyristoyl ACP dehydrase isoform 2. The record is from RefSeq and is a predicted model, not a curated record. The transcript has 7 exons. The coding region runs from base 64 to 735 and encodes 223 amino acids. NCBI's taxonomy places the organism in Eukaryota, Rhodophyta, Bangiophyceae, Galdieriales, Galdieriaceae. Gene Ontology annotation, molecular function: hydro-lyase activity. Gene Ontology annotation, biological process: fatty acid biosynthetic process.